Molecule: messenger RNA, 324 nt
Organism: Penicillium mononematosum
Lineage: Eukaryota; Fungi; Ascomycota; Eurotiomycetes; Eurotiales; Aspergillaceae
Exons: 2
Coding region: 1-324 (107 amino acids)
Source: RefSeq, a predicted model, not a curated record
AUGGCCCGGGCCAAUUUCCGCAUCCCAAGGAACGGAUUGCGACUUAUUGAGGAUGGCUAUGAGUACAUGCUUCGCCGCAUCCUAGGUCAAGUUGCGCGAUAUAUGGGGGAGCUGAAUGUUCAACAUGCCGUCUGUCGACUUAUGAGGAGACAAUUUUCCUCAGACAAGUUGAGACCCAAGCAGGUCGGACUAUCGAGUACUAGCCUCACAUACGGUGGCCGGUACGACCCUACUCCGAGUACACAAGACGUCCAUCUGUCUUUCAUACCGAGGCUUCGGACUUCGGUUUACGCCUAUCAUAAACAAACGCGUCGCCGACAUUGA